AUGUACAGAAGAUAAAACACAACAAGAAAAUAAAUAGAUCAUUAUAGCUAUCUCUUAAAUGAAGAGAUUGGAAGAGGAUUCAGUAGCAAGGUAUAUAAGGGGAAGGAUGAUGUAUCAUAAGAAGCAGUGGCUGUUAAAGUGAUUGAUAUGAAAAUGAUCAAAUAAUCAAUUCACUCGUAAUUAUUAAAAAAUGAAAUCAAUGCUCUUCGUUCAUUCAAUAGUAAACAUAUAAUGAAAUUGCAUGAUGUCUUUUAAACAUAAAAUAAUACCUAUAUAAUUACAGAAUAUUGUGAUUCUGGAGAUCUAAAUAAUUAUAUUCGUAAAAGAGGAAGAUUAGAUGAAUAGGAAGCAAUAAAAAUAUUAUAAUGUGUAGUUUCUGCAAUAGUAGAAAUGAAUAAAAAAGGUUUUAUCCAUAGAGACAUAAAACCUGCUAACAUAUUAAUUGAUCAUUCAAUUCCGAAAUUGGCUGAUUUUGGUUUUGCUGUUCCUUUGCAUGAAGCAAGAGUUCAAGGCAGAAAUUUCAAUGUUGGAACUCCUCUAUAUAUGAGUCCUUAAGCUUUAAGAUAGUAAGGACAUACAGAAUAGGGAGAUGUUUGGGCAGUUGGAGUUGUAUUUUAUGAAAUGUUAUUUGGAAGAACUCCAUUUAAUGGAUAAUCAGAAGCAGCCUUAAUUUCUAACAUAAUGAAUUAAUCAUUACAUUUGCCAUCUCAUCCAUAAAUCUCGUCUGCAGCUAAAGAUUUUAUUAGAUAAUGUUUAACUAUUGAUGAUAACAGAAGAAUGAGAGUACGUGAUAUGGCUAAUCAUUAGUUAAUUAGAUAAGCUAUCUCACCUUCAUUACCUCAAUAAUAACAAUAAUAAUAACAAUAACAAUAAUAUUAAAGAUAAUAAUAACAAAGAUAAGCUAUCACUCCUCCUCCUAAUGAAUAAUAAUAAUAAUAAAGAGUUAAACGAUCAUUAAGUUAAGGAGGUAAAUAAGAUAUUAGAUAUAAAGAUAAUAAAGAAAACUAUUGUCAAUAAGUUAAUUAAUAACCACAAAAACCUCCAUAAGUUGAUAAUAAUAAUAAAUAGCCCUUAUAACCUACUUAAUAGAAUGUCUAAAGAUCUACUAGUUAAUAAUAAGUUCAAAAACAUUAUAUCAAACAAAAAACAUAACCUGCUGAAGACAUUAAAAAUUUACCUAUUUCUAUUGAAUGCAGACUUAAUAAUGACAUUUUAUUUACUCAAGUCAAUUUUUGUAGAUUCCUAUAUAAGUUCUCUUCCACUCUACUCUAAUGCAAAGUUAUUAAUACUGAAUUAAAGGAUAAAUUACUUUUUUUAAUGGGCAAAAAUAUUGCCAUCAAAAUCACAAAACUUAAUUCAAUUACAGAUAAAGAAAAUACUUAACCUAAUUACUUACAAUUAGAAGAUUUAACUUCUUAUAAAAAAACUGAUUCUUAUCACAAAUUUACUUAAGCUAUUAUUGAAUAUAAUGAAAAAUAUAUGAAAUAUUUUGAUAAACUUCUUAAAUUAUGCAACUCUAAAUCAGGUAUUAUUAUAUAUUUUAGUAUUUUAGAACUUUAAAAAGAUACAACAUUUGUCUGUCUCUUAAACUAAGACUUUACAGAAACAGAAACAUUUUAUCGAAUAACUCAAUAAUAUAUCAAAUAAAGUUUGAAUGAAAUCAAAAACUACUUUAGAUAACAAAACUUACAAAACAUUAAUCUCGAUUCUCCUAUCACAGAAGAUGUAAAUUAAUAAAGUAUUUAGAUUCAAUUGCCAGGACAUAUUUUAUAAGUACUUAGCAAUUAUUAUCUUUUACUUCAAAAAGCUAUUGAAUACUUGAAGGAUUAUAGGGGUUUUGUGAAAUGUGCCCAAAAAGAUUUAAUGACUGAUAAACCAUAAGAAAUUCUCACAUAUGGGAUAUUAGAAUAAUUAAUGGUUAGAUUGCUAUGA
Paramecium sonneborni is the source of this 1932-nucleotide messenger RNA. The record is from the annotation of a GenBank genome assembly. Lineage: Eukaryota; Ciliophora; Oligohymenophorea; Peniculida; Parameciidae.